AAAACGAAAAUGUCAAUGAUUUUUUUCAUUACACUUCGAUCUCAAUUUUCGAAAAUAUGGGAAAAUCGGAAAUGUUUUCAUUAUUCAUCAUUUAGAUAUUGCUUUUAUUCACAAUUUUCCCAAACAUAUUUAUCGAUUAGAACAACUCACGUCAAAUAUAAAAGUCAUGUUAGUAAUAUGGUGUACUGGUAUGUUGAUUGUUGUCAUUUGUGAAGGACAUUGAAGCAAAUUAAUUAUACUGUAACGAUUCGAUGACGGAAUAGUCAAACCAAUUGAACUAUUUGUCUGCAAAACGAGAAUCAAGACUUAAUAUUGGUCAGUAACAGCGAUUGGUGUAAUUAUUGUAUAAUUAAUGUAUUCGGAAUUGAAUAAGAAGUAUAACUCGAAUGAACAAUAAAUUCCCAAGAAUUUUGUUAUCGCAAACAUUCAUUCAAUCAUUCCAUUUACGAAUUCUAUCGUGGAUGGAUAUGACUUUGUUUUUAUUUAUUUAAAUUGUUAAUCAUGAAACGUUUGAAUUUUCAUGGCAAUCUCAUAUCAAUUGCAACUAAUAUUAAUCCACCAUGGAUGUUUGGAAAUGUAAACAAUGAUUUGACAUUGGAACCGACAGACGGAAUGUCAUAUCGAUUCCUAUUGUUCAUGGCUGAAUAUUUCAAUUUUACUUACAAACUCAUCGAUCAUAAUGGCGAUUAUGGUUAUCAUGAAGUGUCAGAUUUGAACUAUACCGGUUUGAUGAAGUCAGUCAUAUCAGGUGAAACGCGUUUUGCUAUGGGUGGUAUAUCUGUUCGUAUGGCUCAUGAUAAUCCAUUUGUACGAAUGUCGGAUGAAGUCAAAACAUCUAGAAUUACAUACAUGACUUUGGAUUCUGAGCCAAUCAAUGUCAAAGGUGUUAUUUUCCGUCCAUUCGAUCCAAGUGUUUGGUUAUCUAUAGGUGUCAUAUUGUUAUCAAUGAUGUUGAUUGGUUUUCUUUGCACACAUCUCACAAAAUCCAAAUGGAGUUUUACAUGGUUAGUGUUAUCGGCAUUUCUCCAACGCGGUACUCGUCAUCUACCUAAUGGUUAUGGUUCAAAUUUUCUCAUUCAAAUCUCUUGGUACACUGGUCUAUUUAUGAUGGUUUUUUAUUCAAAUGAAAUCAUAUCCUCAUUAACAAAUCUACAAUCAAAACGGAAUAUCGCAACUUUAAAUGAAUUCUGUGACAAAAUAAUGGAAGAAUCCGUUGUUCCAUUAGUGGUCAAAGGCACCACUUUACGAUCAUUUUUUAUGGAACAUCGAAAAGAGAAUGAAAUCUAUGAUAUAUUGUCACAAAAUAUGGAAAUAAUAUCCAAUUCCAUGGAUGGUAUAUAUCGUAUGGUUGAAUCGCGAUUGCAACGAAGAUUUAAGCCAACAAAAAUUUAUGCCAUUUUAGGUUCGUUUGAUACACUUGAUAUGUUAGCCAAUCGUUUUGGUAAUGAACAUUUUAAUUAUGCUGAUACAAUCGCUUCGAGCAUAUUGACAGAUCGUUAUGGACUAUUGUUUUCCAACAAUUCCACUUUAACGUCUUUUUUUAACGAAUGCAUACGUAUAGCUCAAGCACAUGGUUUUUUUGCAAAAUGGCAUCGAAAAAACUAUAAAUUACCAUUUUCUGAAAAUCCAAUUGAUACAAUGUUGAAUCAAUUGGAACACGAUCAUAAUGUUGGAUUCACUGGAGCCAAAGAAAGUAACCAGAUUUUGCAUAUGAAAAAUGUUGCCGAAUGUUUCAUACUCUACAUAUGUUGUAUAGCGAUAACGAUAAUGAUAUUUAUCACCGAAAUUUUAUGGAAAUAUCUCAAAGUAUCUAAACCGUUGAUGAAAAAAAUACUUUUGAAACGACUACGAAAACAAGAGAAACUUGAACAUAUGAAUUCACAAGAAGAGAUAAUUCUUCCUAAAAAUGUAAUUCCUUAUCCGGAUAUAACUGAUUCAAUUUCUGGAAUGAAUCAAAAACAAGUUGCUUUACAUUGUCUACUUCGACGAAGAGGUAGUCAAAAUUUAUGAUUUGUGUUUAAAAUGAAUGUUGAAAUUGAAUAUUUUGAAAUAAAAGAAUGAAAUUUAUAAUUAGUA
This is a messenger RNA of Dermatophagoides farinae (American house dust mite), 2076 nucleotides long. The record is from RefSeq and is a predicted model, not a curated record. Lineage: Eukaryota; Metazoa; Arthropoda; Arachnida; Sarcoptiformes; Pyroglyphidae.